GAAAAACGACACGGACCCGUGAAUCCCCCCAAGGUAGCGGAGAACACUACCACGGUCUCCGACAGUAGGUGAAUAUAUCGCGCGGUUAAUCCGUUUCCGGUUGUCGAGUUGACGAAACGCGCCGACACACCGCGGGUGUGUUGCUUCAUUGUUGUACAGCAAGCAGUGCAGUCAAGGUACAGUACAUUAUUCGUGAUUGGUGCAGGAAACAUUGGCCGGUCCAACAAAGAAUCGCACCUUGCUUGUUGGUGGUCACGGAACAAAGGAAUACGGAAAGUGUUAAGAUAGAUCCUGACUAGUGAGAAGUUCUGAGUUUGUAUUAGAAAGAAGAAAGUCGCAUUCAAAUGCGGAUGCAAUCUGCCACAUUCAAAUCGAGUUGACAACGAAAAUUUACCGUCUAAUGACAAAAGCCGUAAACCAUACAACGAAAAAAAAGAAGGUGAUCCUCGCGGAGUGAGGUUUUCAAGUGUCGUCCGGUGAUCGCGUACCUCUCUAUCAGUGUUCCGUUCCUAUGAACCAUCCGGAAAACGCGCAAAACAGAGACAGCAACCAACCAAUCAGCAAACGAAAGCGGUGCGUUACUUGUGGAAUAUCCAGUGACUGCUGAGUGAAACAAAAAAAACAAGAAUAAGUUUACCACAAAAUGGAAUCAUCCGGCAGUGUUGCACUCCUGCACCGAGAUCAUUGUGGAUGGUUACCGUUGUCCGUUUCAUCACCAUCGUCAUCAACGUAGAGAAAAAUUGACACAAUUGCGUUCGCGUGAUAGUAUGAUUUGUUGUUGAAAAUAGUACGGUGAUUUAGAAAAAAAGUUCGGUUUGCUUGUUUUAGCAAGUACCUAGAUAGUUCAUUUUUUUCUGUGUAUUAUUGCUGCCACGAAAUAAUCCACGUCUCUUGGUGACUAGCUUGUGAGAAGAAUUGUUACUGUUCUGUUUUUUUUUUUCGGUUGUUCCCGUUUAAUUCUGUGCGUAACAGGAAGAAAAAGAAGAAGUGUAUCACCAGGGCCAGUCAGCAAGCAAGCAGCGAGGAGCGGUAAGGGCAUCAACCCCCGCCCAAACACAAGUGAUUCCAAAUGUUGUCUUGCCUGGUGCCGCCCCGCUUUGGACAAGAGGACUGUAUCAUGCCGUCGUCGGCGAAGUUCGCCCUGCAGUUUCCACCAUUGGCAUCCGGGCUACCGAAAGACGAUGAAAGUAACACCCCGCAGACAGAUUGCUUCCUUCAGUGUCCGCAGUGUCACGCGACGCUGCAGGGUUUUCAGGCCCUGAAGGAGCAUCUCGAAACAGUGCAUUCCAUGAUUAAGCAAGAGCAUGGCUCCGCAUCGCCCUCACCGCCGCUGUCGGCGUUCUAUCAGCAAUCGUUCCAAUCAAUAGGUGCUUCCCUGCCGUCUCCGCCAGUUUCCUCCUCGGCGCUGGACAGUAGCUGUAACGAGCCAACCUCGCUUGCGACUAAUGGCAGAAGUAGUAGUAGUAACAGCAACAGCAGUACCAGCAGCAGCAGUAGUAGUAGUAGCAAUAGUAGCAGUAGAAGUACCUCGGCAGGUGGUGGUCUUAGCGCUGCCACCGUUGCCGCAAUUGCUGACGAAGGUGGGCGGUCUAUUAGUCCGACGAAUAGCAACAGCAGCAGUAUUGGAGGUGGAAGCAGCUACGGGAUUGGCGGCGGUGGCCACAGCAGCAGCGGAGAACCCUACGCAUGCUUACAAUGCUCCGCCUCAUUCCCAAACCGUGACUUACUUGAGAAGCAUGAGCUGAUGCACGUACCUAAUGCUCUGGUGAGCUGCAAAGUGUGCCACAAGCAGUUCGCCAACGUGUACCGGCUCCAGCGGCACAUGAUCUCCCACGACGAAUCGACGCUGCUCCGAAAAUUCAAAUGCACCGACUGUGAUAAGGCGUUCAAGUUCAAACAUCACUUGAAGGAGCACGUGCGCAUCCACUCGGGGGAGAAGCCGUUCGGGUGCACCCACUGCGGCAAGCGGUUCUCCCAUUCGGGUUCCUACUCGAGCCACUCGACCUCGAAAAAGUGCAUCGGCAUGGGACUGAAGCUGAACAACAACAACAGCACCAGCGUCACCAACAACAAUAACAAUGGCAGCACCAGCCCGGUCGGAAAUAAAUCGGAAAAAAGUAGUCGCCGUUCCGGUUCGUACUUACCCGGAGGUAGUCCGGCGGCGGCUGGCCUGUCCAACAGUCAGCUGUCGAAUGGCCACAACCCGAGCAACAGUGCAAAUCCAACCGCAUUCCUACCAAUGUUGCCCAAGUACCCGCCAAACUACGAAGCCAUGAAUGCAGCUUUCCUGGCAUCGUUUCACAAUCCCUUCUAUCCGAUGGCGUCACUCAAUCCGGGCAAUCCAGCAUUCAGCCCCUAUAGCAUACAGCGCCUGCUGCAGCUUUCGGCGGUUGGCGCCGCCGCUGGAUCUGCUCCCAAACUGGAGGGCAUGGAGUCUGUGAUUCUAAAAAGUCAGCAACAGCUGAAGCAAGACAUCGAAAGCAACUCCAAGACCCCCAGCGGCCAAUCGGAAGCGGAGGAUAUGAUCGACGAGAUUGUGGAAGAUGCUACCGAAGAGGAGGAACCCAAACUGGUGAUGGAUGUAGAUGAUGAUGAUGACGACGAAGAGGAAGAAGAGGAGGACAUUGGAGAGCGUGGUCAGGAAACCGAUGUCACGAUGUCCGAACAAAAAGACAUCAAGGUAGAUGACGACGAUGAUGAAGAUGACGAUGGAGAAGACACCGUUAGAAUGUCCGCAGGGCAUCCAACUCAGAUUUCUCCAGCAAUGACCGAACCCCAACCUUCAACAUUCUCACAAAUCUCAUCCGACAGCGAGUACCGCAACAUUUUGAACGAUAUGAAACAAAAAAUUCUCGAUGUCGCUCAUCGUAUGUCGGCCGGAGAUCAGCUCGUACAGAGACAGUCCCCUCCAGCUCCGCUGGAAAACGAACGGAUCAAGCUAGAACGGCCGGAAUCGGUAUCGCCCGAACUUAACAUCGAUACCGAUAACUACAGCCCUACAUGUUUGCCACCCCCGCCAGUUUCACCAGCAAUGAUGGCAAUCAAGCGUGAACACAAAGAGGACGUCGAUGUCGACAACCAGCAGCCGGCAAAGAAAGCACCUCUUCUCCAGUGCCAACAGUGCAAGGCCACCUUCAACCAUCAAACGGAACUGGUUCAGCACGAACAAGUGCUGUGUCAAUCGUUGAUGUUCCAAAAGCAAAUGGCCGCAGCAGCGGCUGCGGCAGCCGCCGCAAACAGCUAUCUGCCAAUGAACAGCAGCAGCGAGGACGAUGGCGAUUUCGACAAUUCCAAACUGGUUUCCGAGCGCAGUGGAAAGGUUCGCGUGCGAACCGCCAUCUCCGAAGAACAGCAGAACGAAUUGAAAAAGUAUUACGCCCUAAACAACAAACCGAACCGGGAGGAGUUUCAGAUGAUUGCCAAACGAGUUGGCAUGGAAGCUCGUGUGGUUCAGGUUUGGUUCCAGAACAACCGUUCAAGGGAACGCAAAAUGGGCAACUUGGUACGUCCUCCCGUACCAAGAGAAACACAAAGUUCACCCAUUUUCCCCACAGGACCGACGGCAACCGCGCCGACCGCGGGUGAAGCGGCGGAACAACCGCUUGAUUUGUCGAUCAAGAAAACCGACUCCAACCCGUCUAGUUCACCCCGCUACGGAACCGCCCCGCUGACUCAACCUGAAACCGUAACGUUGCUGGACGAAGCUAUGAAUCUCAGCGUAAAGUCUUCCCGUAGCUCCACACCGUACAAGGGCCUCUACCCGUCGUACACUCAAUUUUCCGCGGAAAUGUUAAUUCGCCAAACACCAUCACCGAACGAAGCGGCCGCUCAUCCGCGCCAGCAACAAAUUCGACCUCCGGCCUCGGUUCCCAACUAUCCGCCGAUGACACCCACCGCUAGUGGUUUCGUCGGAAUGGAUCGACUGCUUCAGCAGUUCUCCCCGGAAAUGGCACGAGGGCCGGUGCGAGCCGAUAGUCUUAGCCCCGGCGCAGAGAAACGCGCCUGGCGUGAUCUAGAGCAGUACGAAGCGGCCGUAAAACUCCACAGUCAAUCACCUUACGACGAACACAAACUGCUCCAGAUGCAAUCGAUGCUGAACGUACCGAAACGAGUUCUUGGCUACUCCAGCGCGAACCACGGCGUCAAAGAGCUGCCGGACGCCGAGGGACAGUAUGUGUGCGACCAGUGCGAUAAGGCAUUCAGCAAACACAGCUCCCUUCAGCGGCACAAGUACGAACAUUCAGGACAACGUCCGUACAAGUGCGUGGAAUGUCCGAAAGCGUUCAAACACAAGCACCACCUGACGGAACACAAGCGGCUGCACAGCGGCGAAAAGCCGUUCCAGUGUCGCAAAUGUAUGAAACGCUUCUCGCACUCCGGUUCCUACAGCCAGCACAUGAACCACCGAUACUCAUACUGCAAACCGUACAGGGAAGGUAAAUAAGAUGAGGACCAGGGACGGGAAGUUCCGUCCCCGGUCAUCAACGGCGGUUACCCGGCGAUGGCUGCUGCUGCUGCUGCUGCUGUCU
Molecule: messenger RNA, 4529 nt
Organism: Sabethes cyaneus
Lineage: Eukaryota; Metazoa; Arthropoda; Insecta; Diptera; Culicidae
Gene: zfh1
Product: zinc finger protein 1
Exons: 5
Coding region: 1070-4444 (1124 amino acids)
Biological process (GO): anatomical structure development; regulation of transcription by RNA polymerase II
Molecular function (GO): DNA-binding transcription factor activity, RNA polymerase II-specific; RNA polymerase II cis-regulatory region sequence-specific DNA binding
Source: RefSeq, a predicted model, not a curated record